UAAAAGCGCCACAGCUAAUGGAUAGCGGUUCAAUGAUACUAGAAUGCUUCCAAAGUGAACAAUGAGGGUCUCUGUCGAUGGACGAAGAAAGUAGAUGUAACUUUGACACCUGGAGUUCCAGAAUGGUUUCUGGGGUUGAGUUUCGGUGCAAAGUAAAAGUUCCCACCAUCACUAACCUGCCAACUUUAAAUGAAAUUUCGUCAUCGGCUUUUGAGUAUGACUUUUUACACGAAAAGCAAGUUAUUGCUGAUUAUGAUGAGUAUUUCAACGCAAAGAAAAAUUUGGAUGAAACACUUUCCACAUCAGUGUAUGGAAUUCCACCAGAUCAGUCUAAUCUAUUACAGGAAAGCAAUAAAAAGGGCAUUGAAUUACCACGCAGUUUUCAUUUCUCUGAUCCUCAGUCACGUUCUUCAAAUAAUUCGUGUCCAACUUCAGUUAUCGAAACACCUCCACCUGCUGCUAGUCAUCUUGUUUCCGGGAAAAUCUUGGAACCUAGCAUAAUAGAUAGUGGAGCUUCUAGCCAAUUAUGUAAAUCAGAACAGAUGAAGGUUUCGGAUAAUAACCCUGAAUGUUCUAGUUCAGAGUUAAUUCAUAUGAAACCAGGCUCUUCUACUAGUUCCACAAUUUGCACAUACUUAAAAGAUUUUGAUAUCCAACCUGACGACCCAUUCACGAUGACUGAACUUAAAACAAUAAAUGAACUUGAGGAACUUAAGGAAAUUUUAAUGCAUGACUCCAUUUCUAGUUCCUGUCAACCACAACCUUAUCAUUCGAAAACCAAGGAUAUAAUAAGUAAUCAUAGUGAAGGUUCAUCUGUCACCAACUCUUCGAAUACUCACUCCGUAAAUUCAGAAAAACUGAGUUAUCCUCCUUUUUCUAGUUCAAAAAACAAACACGAAACUUGCAAAUUUCCAGAAACAGCUAAUUCAUUUCAAAACAAUUUUUGUUUCGUAAGUAAUCAUAUAAGUGAUCAUCAAGUCCAAACACGUGCACAAAAUGUAGCUAUCUCAAAUGGCCUUCAUAAUUCACCUGGAUUUGGUAAUGCACCGACAAGGUUUACAAAUUUGUCUAAGCCAAUUGUAAAUUCCUGUGUUCCAUAUAGCAUAAAGUCGAUUGCCUUCACAAAUCAACCUCAAGCCUUCGGUAGUAUCGCUGAACAAAACGGUCUUAUAAAUACUGAAAAAUGUCAAGACAUGUUUAAAAUCUCCACUAUUGGUAUAAGAACACCUGAUCCACAUCAUUCUCAAAUAAAGCUUUUAGAAAGUUUGUUGUCGUGGGCAACAAAUUGUGGUUUUUCUCAUUCUCAUACUCGUCGUCUCUUAGAAUUAGGACUACAGAAAAGAGGUAAUUCAUGAUGUCAGUUUUUAAAAAAAAAGAAUAUAUAACUGAUUUGAUUUAUCUUAUUUUAUCUCUAGCUAGAUUUAAUGUGUAUGUGAUCAAAGUAUUAUAAUUCACUGAAUAAUUAUCAUAUACAUAUUUUCCACAUACACAUAGUAGCUUGUAUGUUUAUCUAUUGUGUUAAGAUUUGAUAUUUUUUUAUUUAGCAUCUACUCACUUAAAGUAAAAUUAAUGAGGUUCUUGGUGGUGUUUUGUUCUCUGAGCUGGAUGGUUUGGUUGUGGAGCUUUCAUCGUUCUUCUGAACGACAUUAUCAGCACAAACUUCAGAUAGAAGUGAAGUGUUCGAAUUUCUUCAUAUGUGUUUCACAGCUUGUUCUGUGCACCUCGAUGUUGACCUUAAAUUUAUCAUUGUUUACUUCUUUGUUUUGGUUGUGCCUCCCAUUGGUUUGAUUUUUGUUCCUAUAUUUAUGCAUGAUUUUCCUGAUUGGUUGAUAAAUUGGAUUGAUUUCAAUAUGUUUGUAGAUUGCUGAUUGACCUGAGUGCCAAGCUUCUAAAAAUUCUCUGGUGUUUUUGGAGUUUCCUCUGUCUAAGAUUUCUACAUUUUCCCAAUCGAAUGAAUGUCCGUAGUUAUCCACGUGUAUUGAUAUAAGUGAAGAGAUAUCAUGGCGUUUGACUGCUAAUUGAUGUUCAUGUAGGCGUAGGUGGAGGGGGCGUCCGCUUUGUCCGAUGUAGUGUUUGUCGCAGUUGGUACAAUUUAUUUUGUAGAUGAUGUUUGAUUUGUUUUCCUUUGUUAUUUCAUCUUUUGGUUUGCAUAGGAUUGAUUGUAGUGAUUUUGUCGGUUUGUGUCCCACACCUAUCCCGAAGGUUUUCAGCAGUCUCGUUGUGGUUUCUGAUAUUCCUUGUAUGUACGGUAGGGUGAUCCUUUUGUUGAUUUUUGUGCCUGAUUUGGGUUCUGAUGCUGUGUGCCGUUGGUGCUUUUUGAUGAAGUUGAUUGGAUAGCCGUUCUUUUGAAAUAUGUCCUUCAGGUAUUUCUCUUCAUUUUUUCGUGCUGCCAGUGUGUUGCAGUGUGUCCUCGCCCUCUUGAACAAUGUGUGUAUGCAGUUGAUUUUGUGAGCUCUUCGGUUGUUGCUGUUGUAAUUGAGGAUUUGAUCUGUAUGGGUCGGUUUCCUAUAUACUUGAGUUUCCAGUUUUCCUGUAUCGGUUCUAGUGAUCAAUAUAUCCAAGAAUGCUAGUUGGUUGUUUGACUCCUGUUCCAUUGUAAACUUGAUGUCGUUGAAAACGUUGUUGAUCAGUUUGUAUGUGUUUUCCAGUUCAUCCUUUUUGACGAUGACAAAGGUGUCGUCUACGUAGCGAAUCCAAAUUUUUGGCUUGAUCAUUGGUAAUAUCGUGGCUUCUAGUCUUUGCAUCACUGCUUCUGCGAUCAGUCCUGAUAUUGGUGAUCCCAUUGGUGUCCCUUUUGUUUGUUCGUAGAUUUUGUUGUUGAAUUGAAAAUAUGUUGUUAGGCAUAAAUCGAUGAGUUCCAGUAUACAUUUAAUUUGAAGCGUCGUGUAUUUGGUGAGAUUUGUGUCGUUGUUGAGUAGCAGGGAUAUAGUUUCUUUUGCUAGCUGUGGUUCAAUUGAGGUGAACAGUGCUGUUACGUCGAAGGAUAUCAUGAGUUCGUCGUUGUUGAUUUGAAUAUCUUUAAUUUGGUCCAGGAAUUGUGUUGGGGAUUUGAUGGAGUGCUUGGCUGAAUCUACUAGAUGUCUCAGUAUUCGUGAAAUUUCUUUUGACAAAUUGUAUGUUGGCGUUCCGGGGAUUGCUACUAUUGGACGUAGUGGAAUGUUUGGUUUGUGUAUUUUGGGUCUACCGUAGAAUCGAGGGA
Messenger RNA from Schistosoma bovis, 3199 nucleotides. The record is from the annotation of a GenBank genome assembly. Lineage: Eukaryota; Metazoa; Platyhelminthes; Trematoda; Strigeidida; Schistosomatidae.